GGGAGGACACUUUAAAGAGCACCUUGUCAAAAACAUUUCUGUGUAUUUCACUUUGCUCAGGGAUUUCAGCAUGUUUGAUUUUCUGCGUUCUAGAGGAACAGCACAUGUGAGGCCCAUGACUAACACCAGUCUAUUUUCAGAAUCUGUGCCUUCUGCAUCUUCUCCCACUUUUACAGAACCAUGGAGGACAAUAUCUUGGGGAGACAAAGACAGAGAUCUGAAUUAUGUGCAAGAUUACAAACCCUCAAAGGGCAGUGUCAAACAUCUCAGAGUUCUGCUCUACGGUCCAGUUGGGGCUGGAAAGUCCAGCUUCAUCAACUCUGUCAGCAGCAUCCUACGAGGAAGAAUGGCCAUUCCAGCUGCAGUCAGUGCAGCCACCUCUGAAAUCAGUUUCACAAACAAAUAUGAAACUCACACAAUUGAAAGAGAAGAUGGCGAUCCAGAUGGCUUUUACCCUCUGGUACUCAGUGACAUUAUGGGCCUGGAGGAUGGGACCAACAAGGGUGUCUGCACUGAGGACAUCAAACUGACCAUGAUGGGACAUGUGAUGGAUAAAUACCUGUUCAAUUCUACAUCUCCAUUGUUAAGUGGAUGUGCGGGCUACGAAAAAGACCCCUCUGCAAAUGACAUAUGUCACAUUCUGGUUUGUGUGAUCUCUGCCAACUCAGCAGAAACUAAACCAUCAGUUCUGCAGAAGAUGAAGACCGUCAGAGAGGCAGCCCGAGACCUGGGGAUUCCUCAAGUGUGUAUCCUCACCCACAUUGACGAGGCCUGUGGUAUAACUGAGAGCAAUCUGAAGGACGUCUACCACAGCAAAUACAUAAAGAGAAAGAUGGAAGAGAUGAGCUCAUCAGUUGGAUUUCCAAUGAACUGCAUCUUUCCUGUGAAGAACUACAAUGAAGAAACCAAACUAAAUGAUGACAUUGACACUCUGAUCCUGGAUGCACUGAGAUACAUUAUUAACUUUGGAGAUGACUUCAUUAAGAAACUGUAAACAUACAAACGAUGGAGACUCACUGCUAAAAAAAAAAAAAAACAGACAGAUCAAUAUUGUUACUAACUAAUCUUUAUGUUGUGGGUUUUUUCUGGUUAUGAGUAUUUCUUAUUUUCUGUUUGUUGUGCAUUCAGGAUGGAAUAAUACACAACCUAUGUACACAACCUGUAGGUCUUUAUCAGGGUAUAAAAAGUCAAACAUAACAACUCAGUUAGUAGAGAAACCAUCUGUCUGAGACUGCCUCUUUUCUUUUUGCUUGACUUUUACUCUUUAGAUAUUUUCAUACUCACAGUUUAUUACUACUAAUCAAUAAGAUUUUCAUCUGUUGAUGUACUUAUUAUACUUACUGCUUUAACUGAUCAAUGGUGAUUUGGCAAUAGACACCGAAUUAGAUAUUUUCUCAAUGCUUACUAAUUGAUUUGAGAUCACAUUCCAAAUUCAUGUAUUGAAUACAUUACAUUUUAACUGAUUAAACAGCAUUAGUCUUUGUUACAUUUAAAUUUUUUUAUCAUUUGAUUUUAAUAUUUUUAAUCUGCUUUAAAUGACUGCUGAUGACGACCACUCACUCAGCGUUCAUUUAAAUUUCAAACUCAAAACAUGGGACAGUUCACAAUUAAACAAAAUUUCAUUGCUUUUGGUUCCUGUUUAACAACAACGAACAAAUAAGAUAAGCAAUAUAAAAAUAAUAUAAAAAAUGAAGUAUUGAUUGGAAAUGGAUGAUUAGGAUUGAGUGAUUGGUUAUUAUUGAUAGGUAAUUUUGUUUUACUCAGUAUGUAAUUCAGAUCACACAUGAUGUACUACACAUGAAUGUAAAUCUUGCACUUCUGAUGUGUGUUGUGUGAAUUCUUACAUUUCUGAGAUCAAGUAAAAUUUUUGUUUAUUCCCUG
Lates calcarifer (barramundi perch) is the source of this 1881-nucleotide messenger RNA. Its product is annotated as interferon-induced protein 44. The coding region runs from base 71 to 994 and encodes 307 amino acids. NCBI's taxonomy places the organism in Eukaryota, Metazoa, Chordata, Actinopteri, Centropomidae. The transcript is spliced from 9 exons. The record is from RefSeq and is a predicted model, not a curated record.